AUGUGGCUUGUUGGUGUGGGCCUGGUUCUGGCUGGGCUUGCGGCGGGCACUUGCGGAAUGCAUUUGAUCCGCAAGUCGGAGCUCAAGAACCAGUCAGGUCACACUGCGGAAGGCGAACUUUGCUUUGCUGCCGGAAUGUUUCUCAACCUCGUCCUCGGACCAUCCCUUGAUGUGUCGGGCUAUGCCUUUGCGCCGGCCUCCAUCAUCUCUCCGUUUACCGGCUUUAACAUCAUUGCCAAUUCCUUGGUGGCUCCGAUCACGCUCGGUGAACAGGUGACGCGAUGUCGAUGCAUUGGGAUAGUCAUCGUCUUUGUGACCGCAACUCUGUCCGUCUUUUUCAACAAAGAGAUGCAGACGGAGAAAUGGACGCUUGAGCGGGCGCAGGAUGUGUUGCUUCAAUGGCGCGUUGCGGCAUACGGUAUCGUGUUUGUUUCGUGGCUUGCUAUUAAUGUGCGAGUGCUUGCACGCUGUCCACAUGGCUCUGUGAUCCGGGGCUUUUGCCUCGGAACGAUUUCUGGAUCGCUCGCAGGCAACAUGUGGUGCACCCGUUUGGCUGCAGUCUUUGUGAAGGAUUGUUUCAACGGCUCCUGUGGCAUAACUUGGGGCAACUGGCUCCCGUGGUUAAUUUCUGCUGGCGCAGCCUUCUUCGCCAUUACAAACGUGCCUUACAUGCAAAGGGCUAUGCGGAAAUACGAGGCUUUGUUCAUCGUCACAGUCUUCCAAGGCUCAAGCAUACUGACAAACAGCUUGUCCGCUGUGAUCGUGCUGCGGGAAUUGGAUGGAGAGCCCUGGUGGAAACUCGCCGGGUAUUUCCUAUGCAUCGGGGGUAUGAUCAUGGGAAUGUUGGUGCUGACCCUUGGAGAGGAAGACGGUGUCAAAACUUCCCACGGCGACAGUCAUCCCUCCGGCUGUCUCAAAAGCAGCAACUCCAAAACUUCGGUGAUCAUGGAAUUUGUGCAUGCGGGAACGAAGAUCCUAGGAACCGUUUACUAUGCCGGUGCAGGCCCUCGGCUUCACAGCCGGAACACGAGCACAGGAGUUAAGGCAACCUAG
This is a messenger RNA of Symbiodinium sp. CCMP2456, 1053 nucleotides long. The record is from the annotation of a GenBank genome assembly. Lineage: Eukaryota; Dinophyceae; Suessiales; Symbiodiniaceae.